CCAUAAUGUCUAGCGUCGUCACAGCCGCUACGCCAACGACGAAUGUCUAAGAAGACAAGUUUAGUGCAGAGCGCACGUUUCAUAUCUCAAUUCGAUUCCAAUACGACGACGACGAAUCAAAUAAAAACACACACAUGAAAUGAUUUCGUUAUGGGCGAUGGGCUCACUGUUGUUGAUUCUCUUUUCUGUCUGCCCUUUUGCCUCCCCACCAAUACCAAUUGCUCUGAUGGUUAAUUUCUUGUUUAAUUCCAUUUCUCAUUCGGAUUGUGAUCGUCGUCGUCCACGCCACGGACGGUAAAGUAGUUUUUUGUGCGGGAAUACAGUGUUCUUCAGUGUCUUUCCUUUUCUUCUUUUUGUGUAAUUCCUCCCAAGAGAAAUAUGCAAUUUCAUGCAAACGCACAAUGGAAUUAAUUUGAUAUGACAGUGACUCAGUGUCAGUGGCGAAAUGUAACAAUUGUGAAAAUAGAAGGCGAGAAGUAGAAAACAAAAAAACAACGGUUCUUAUAAUCAAUAAGGUGUCGCGAAGCAGCAAGAAAUAUUGAAAAUUAUGCCAAAAUCAAACAAGCAAGAAAAAAUUAUAUCGCCAGCAAAACAAAAACAACGGUAAACGAAGUAAAACAUGUCUAACGGGUGUUUACUUGAAUUACAUUAAAAAAUUAAUUCAACAAUUGCCCAUUGCUCGUGUCACAGAGAGAGAUCAGUGUACUGCGAGUGAAAUUUUGGCGGUUUGACAAGCAGUGAUUGGAAAUAAAAAAAAAAGUGCUAUAGCAAGUGUGUUCCAAACUGUUUGGAACAAAAACAAAUACAAAAAACAUUCAAAAUUGUGAACCUGAUGCAACUCAAUACGAUGGACUGCACCGGCCGUUCGAAUGCAAAUGAACGCGAUUCGGAGCUAGGGGAUGAUAUGUCACAUGAGGACCACUCGGAUGAUGAACUGCGCGACUGUGACUCGGUUGAAGGAGACCAUAUGACAAGAGUGGGUUCUCGCUUAAAUGCGUCGAUGACCAGCAAUGGUGGUGACAUUACAGCGCAUGAACAUGCCACUGAGAUGCAGAUGAGCCAUCACCAUCAGUUUCCACCCAACCAUCCUUUGAAUGCGUUGAAUAAUUUCAUGGGUAUGAGCGGUUUACAUGGGAUUCCGAGUUUGCAACACAAUGAUGUAUUAGAGAAGCUCAAGAUGCAGGUUCGCGACAUGAAAGUCGGAUUAAUGGAUCAGGACUAUGUGGCUGCACAUGCAGCUGCAUUCGGUGCAAAUGUAAUGCCGACUUCGAUUAACACUGCUUUCUCAUUACCGCCCACGACAAUGGCUUCCUUCACGCAUGCUGCCCAGACUCUGGCCGCACAGGCCAGCAACAACUCACAUCUUGGAACAAAUGCCACAUUGGUUCCACCAGGAGGAUCAACAAGCAUGGCGACCAAUGGCGGGCACAACGGCAACUCUAAUUUCUCGUUUACCUCACCAACAGCUCCAAACGCAAAAGACGUUAAUCCUGCCUCGAAUUCUUCAACCUCCAGUGAGACCUCUAACUCUUCGCAACAAAAUAAUGGCUGGAGUUUUGAAGAGCAAUACAAACAAGUUCGUCAGUUGUACGAAAUCAAUGAUGACCCAAAACGCAAGGAAUUUCUCGACGAUCUCUUUUCGUUUAUGCAAAAAAGAGGCACACCCAUCAAUCGACUGCCAAUUAUGGCCAAAUCCGUAUUGGAUCUGUACGAGCUGUACAACCUGGUGAUUGCGCGCGGAGGUCUGGUCGAUGUCAUCAACAAGAAGUUAUGGCAAGAAAUUAUUAAGGGCCUGCAUUUGCCGUCGAGCAUAACAAGUGCUGCCUUUACCCUAAGAACACAAUACAUGAAGUACUUGUAUCCCUAUGAAUGCGAAAAAAAGAAUUUAAGUACACCGGCGGAACUUCAGGCUGCAAUUGACGGCAAUCGUAGGGAGGGGCGUCGUUCCAGCUAUGGCCAAUACGAGGCUAUGCACAGUCAAAUGCAAAUGCCUCCAAUGGCCCGGCCAAAUUUGCCCGGAGGAAUGCAACAGAUGUCCCCAUUAGCAUUGGUCACACAUGCAGCUGCUGCCAAUAAUCAACAAGCUCAAGCUGCACUUCAGCAGGCUCACCACAGACUGAUGGCUCCCACAUUUGGCCAAGUGCCAAAUCUGGUGACCCAAGAGAUCGAACAGCGCAUGAUCGAGUAUUUAAAGCUGAUACAGGUGAAAAAGGAACAGAAUGUGAUAGGCAAUGGAGGUUCAGGCGCUAUGGGAUUGUCGCCACAUCAUCAGCAGCAUCACCAGCAACAGCACCACCAGCAGCAGCAGCAACAACAACAACAGCAGCAGCAACAACAACAGAGACAACGAUCUCCUCAAAGUCCUGAAAUAAGUCCAAGAGAGGCUCUAAAUGCAUUGGAAAUGUCCCGCGUAGCCUUGUGGCAAAUGUAUCACAACAAUACCAGUCCACCUCCUGCUUCGGCAAAUGUAUUACCUGGCGCAGAAGCUCAACGUAGCGAAGCUCUCAACUUGUCGGAUUCACCGCCAGGGGUCACCUCAAUAAAACGCGAACGAGAGCGCGCUCCCAGUCCUGAUGCGAAUGAGCGUGACGAUGAGUUUCAACACCAACCACCGCCACCAAAACGUGCCGGUUUUCCGGCCAGCUUCUACCUACCACCUGGCAUGGCCGCUGCGGCGGCUGCUGUAAACUUCCACUAUAAAAACAGCAACAAUGAGCCACACGACUCCGAUGCAGAGGCGGACGAAGAGCACGAUGACGAUGGUGACCACAACACCACUGCAGACACUUCUCAUGACGAUACUCUUGAACGGCAACAGUUGAACGGCAUAACGGCUCGACCUCCCCGCCACCACGGCAGCAGCAGUAGCGUUCACAAUGACAAGUCGGACGAUUCUGCAAUUGAAAAUUCGCCUUCAACGUCGGCGGCGUCCGCAGGUAAUGGACACAUUUCGCCGGUGUCCACUAAGAAAAUCCACUUAUCCAAACAGCAUAUGCAAAAUCAAACCACCGAAUCCAGUGGGGGAUGCGCUGAGGGAGGUAACUGUGUAACAACUAACUCUUCACUUGGUCCUUUGGAUGCCUUGAAUUUGUUGUCGGGCAUGCAAUUCCGAAUCACACGUAAUGGUACCAACGAGAACGGAGAACAGCAACUGGUGGUUAACCUUGAAUUAAAUGGUGUCAAAUACUCCGGGCUAUUGAUUGCGAAUACAGCGAACUCAGCACGGGAGACCACAGCCACCAACACAUCCGUAACAAUGGAUAACCAUUGCGGCAUCAACAAUGUUGACACUGACAAUACCACCUCCACCACCAACCAUCGCACCACCGCACAAUGUAUUGAGGUGGCGCCCACAGACACAACGCUGCCCGAUGCACAUGAAAUGACGGUGCGUGAGCCAGAAGCACUGCAAAAGACAAAGCACACAAAUUCUACUCUGUCAAACGGCCCCAAUGCAAACACCCUCAAGGAUGCGCUAAUAACAUCAUAGGUCACACAUCCCCCUCCCAUCACAGCCUACGCUGCUACACAGUCGACUUGAUUGAAGGCAUACAGCACACAUUGAAUGUCAUUGAUGUCCUUUCGUCGUAGUCUUAGAAAAAGCCCACCUUUAAAUAGAACAAAUAUAAUAAUAAGCAGGUGCCUAUCCAAGUAGCUGCUGACAGCUGACAACCGAUACUCGACGCAAGAUUACACUCCUAGAGUGCAAAAAAAUUCAACACAGUUGACGGAAACAGCAACCCUUUAUUGUGGCAUCUCCAAAUACAGGCCAUACUCACUCAACUGUAACAGUCCUGGGGUAUAAGGCAACGAUAAAUACUAGCACAACACAUGCCAAAGGAGCUUUUCUAUGUUGAGUAAACACGCAAACCGCAACAGCUAAAAUGAAAAUCUCAGCCUCUAAAUGUUACACUAACAGCCAGCUAACUGCCCGGAUGGAGAUGCCGAGGGCGUGGACGUGGACAUAUGGACAGCAAUAACAUGACAUGAUUUUAAUUAAACAACAAGUGUGAGUGAAAUAGCCCCGCCAGCCCGGAAACAACAAUCCAGGGAGUCUGUUAAGUUUUAUUUUAGAGUGUGAACUAUCGAAUGAGUGCCCCCUGACCACCAAGCUCGACAAAGAAAUUUUGUAAAUAUUUGUUCUAUUUACUUCAAAGAAUUGUAUUUAAGUCCGGCAAAGACCAUAAAAUGUUUUCUUCUUUUCCAAAAUCGGGCGUUAGCUUUUGCGGAACCAAGUCCUGCCUGCUCACCGAAGUACUACCAGCAUGAACAACAAAACUCAACCUUUCCCACACGCAUUUGCCGCUUCGACCUAUGCUAUAAUUAGUUUUAAGUUUAUGUUAAAUUUUAAAUUAAAUGUGUAUUUAUAGAUAACCAUUGAAACGUAUGUAUUAAGCAGCCCGACCGCUGAACUAAGCCAAUGUCUUCGUAGUAAAACGGACGGACGGAUACAUACAGCCGUUAAAUGUAUCCUUCGCAUAUAGAGUGUUCUGGCGCCAACGCCACCCACCAUACUACCUUCACUUCACGAGGUUAGCGCGUGUGUGUAUGUAGCGGAAAACACAUGAGCUUGAGAAGCUUCAUAUAUCAAUUUGUAACCUUUUAAGUACACCAUAAUUUUGAAAAAAAAGAAAAAAAUUUGUUAUGCGGUGCAAAUUGAGAAGCAAUAAAGAGUGGCAGUUGUUUUAUUACUCCUCUGCUUCACAUUCAUUCUUUUAGUCCGAAAGGUUGCACUGCAACUCUUUUGAAAUGCGUUUGCUGAUCCAUUAUUGUUUCCUUUGGCUUUGAAUUAAAAUCGAAAUGCUUAGUUACAACAACAAAAGACACUGAUGUAGAUGUAAUUAAUUUAAAUGUAACAACAAUAAUUAUAUUUAGGAUAACUCUCAUUAUUACUUACUAUUAUCAAUAUACUCCCGAACCUACUAUUAUCAAUUGAUUCCCAUAUGAAUUUAGCUUGAAUUUACACGCUCGUUCGAUAGAACGAACGAAUGAAGGAUAGUUGAUUAAGUCUCAUUUUAUGUGUACUCAUAUAAGCAGUUAUCCUAACUAGCCCUCCUACUGUUCUGUGUAAAUAUUAUCAUACAGUCGUAGUUACAAAGAGCCUAUUUAAAAUAAAGUAGUCAUAGAUGAAAACAGUAAUAAACUUUAUUUAAUAUAUAAAACCAAAACUA
Molecule: messenger RNA, 5171 nt
Organism: Stomoxys calcitrans (stable fly)
Lineage: Eukaryota; Metazoa; Arthropoda; Insecta; Diptera; Muscidae
Gene: retn
Product: protein dead ringer
Exons: 11
Coding region: 833-3490 (885 amino acids)
Biological process (GO): regulation of transcription by RNA polymerase II
Cellular component (GO): nucleus
Molecular function (GO): DNA binding
Source: RefSeq, a predicted model, not a curated record